CGGAGCAUUAUAAGUUGCAAGUAGAGUUAUAGAUUGAGGCCGACCAAGGGACGGCCGCGAGGCGAGGCGGCGACGAGAGAGGCGGGCUUCGCUCACCAGUCCGAGCCGCUGGCCAUGGAUCCCAUCAUGAAGCUCCUCGAGGACGACGAAGAGGAUGAGAGCAUGCACUCGGGCGCUGACGUCGAGGCCUUCACGGCGGCGCUGAACCGCGAGGUGGAGGGCAGCGCCAGCAGCAGCAGCAGUGCCGCCUCUGCCUUCUCCUUCCAGCCGCUGGAUCACGCCGCUGGUACAUUACCUCAGAAAAGCAACCCAGUAGUAAACAACAGUCAUGGACAGUGGCAAGGUUCAGUAAAGAAUGACAGUGGAAACCAGGAGAGCCAACAGCAGGAAAAAAAACAUUUAUAUUGCAAAAAAGAGCAGUCAUCCGGACCUGAAGCAGUUCCCAUAGGUGCUGAUAACAAACAACUUCACUCUAAUACUCAAAUUGAAUGUUUCCAGCUAAAGGUUAAGCGAGAGCCAGGAAACAAUGCUCAACAAAGCACUGUUGGUCAGCAGCAGCCUAUGAAACAAAUAAAGAGUCAACAACCACCAGGCACAAACCAAACCAAUAGUAGUCCAGCUAUGGUGGGAAAACCUCCUGUUGUUACAUUUCAUAUGCUAAUCCCGAUUUUGAGACGCUACCUUGACAAAGACAGGGAUAUACAAGUUCAGUCGAUUUUUGCAAAGUUACGGAAAAAUGAGGUCAGCAAGGAACAUUUUUUAAAGGUUAUUAGGACUAUUGUUGGUGAUAAGUUGCUCAAGCAAGCUGCUUCACAAUAUCAAAUGCAGGCUGCUCAGGCACAACGGAAUCCCCCGGCAAACCCAAGCAGUUAUUCUAUGUCAAGUCAAGUCCCAGGUCAGCAAAAUGAGAGCCCAAGACCGCCUCAAUUCUCAUCAGGCCAAAUGCAGAGUAACAUGGGUUAUGCAGCUUCAGAAGGCAACUUACAAAUGCCUAAUGAAACUGGUAACAUGUCAGAUAGGAAAGGGUUGCAGAUGCUACAAAGCCGUCCACCUAAUAUCCACUCAAUCCCACUGCAAGCAACCCAGGAUCAUGUGCAGCGUCCGCAGACAUUUUUGCCAGCCUUAGGGGCAAAUAAUAUUCAUUCUUGUCAAUUUCCACAGUCAGUUGGAGGUCCAAUUGCACCACUUAGACCGCAGAUGACAGAUUCCAGUCAAAGAGGACAAUCAGUCCAGGGAGGUGUUGCCAGUGUUCUUGGCAGUGUGGCCACACGGCCAGCAUUGCAAAAUAAUCAACCUUCACAGCAACAACCAAACAAGGAGCAGAAAACUAAUUCUUUCACUCCAACAGUACAUAUGAACAAAGAAACUGCUAACCAACCCUCUGAAUCAGCACAGAGCUCUUUUGCCGCCUUGAAUGCGAAACAAGUCAACCCAGGCCUUCUAUCUUCAAAGGUUGGUGGUGUUUUGGAAAAUCAAUCAUGUACGUUGGCCAUUCAUAAAUCUUUGACAACAACAAGCUCAAGUCAACCUCAUCCAUCUUAUGGAACUCCAGCAGAACUUAACAUGCAGAUUCAACCUAGUACUCAAGCACCUCCUUCUGGAGCAGCUUCCAAAACACCUCAAAAGAAGCCAUCUGCUGGGCAGAAGAAACCUUUGGACGUAAUUGGCUCAUCCCCUCCACCAUCUGGCAAAAAGCAGAAGGGAUCUGGAGGCUUCCAUGAUCAAAGCAUUGACCAGUUGAAUGAUGUUACUGCAGUUAGUGGUGUUAAUCUGAGGGAAGAGGAGGAGCAACUUUUCUCUGCUCCUAAGGAAGAGAGUCGAGUUUCAGAAGCUGCUCGUAAAGUUGUACAACUGGAAGAAGAAAGGCUCAUUCUACAGAAGGGGCCUCUGACAAAGAAAUUAGCAGAGAUCAUGAGAAAAUAUAAUCUGAAGAGCAUAGGAUGUGACGUAGAGCGUUGUCUAUCGAUGUGCGUUGAGGAGCGGUUACGAGGAUUCAUAAGCAAUACAAUAAGGCUUUCAAAACAGAGGGUUGAUGUUGAAAAAUCAAGACAUCAUUAUUAUCCUUUAUCUUCGGAUGUUCGGAGUCAUAUACUGAGGGUGAACCGGGAAGCUAGAGAACAGUGGGACAGGAAGCUGGCGGCAGAUGCCAACAGAAUCAGGAAACAGAGUGAUGGAGAUGACAAUUCAGUUGUUUCUUCAGAAAAGGACAAGGCUGAGAGCCGUGGAACAUCAAAGCAUGCUAAGACUUACAAGGAGGAAGAUGAUAAAAUGAGAACAACAGCUGCAAAUGCUGCUGUGCGAGUUGCAGCAGGGGGAGAUGACAUGCUUUCAAAGUGGCAAUUGCUAGCUGAAAAAAAUAAACUGAGAGGUGAAGGAGGCGAUGGUUCUUCUGACUCACUGCCAGGUAUUAUGUCGCCUCACAAGCUUUCACCAAAAGCAGGAAAGGGCUCAAGAGAACAGCAGGAAAUUGAAAAGCGAGGCUAUUUUUCAAUGCUUGGUCCUGGUGGCGUUAGAAGGUCAGCACACAUGAAAGUGGCGCGUAGCAUCACGGUGAAGGAUGUGGUUGCGGCACUUGAGAGAGAGCAUCAGAUGUCAAAAUCGUCUUUGCUAUUCCGAUUACACGGGCGACAGUCGACAGAACCAGCUUCGAAAUAGUAGUUGCCCAAAUUGCAGUGUUCAGUUUUGUUAUUGUUGCAUGUUCAUGUGUUCUCUUAGCCAACUGGGGAUGCAUCUUCUCUGGGAGUAGAAUGGCUGAUAUGGGAGUUCCAUUUGUCAAGCAAUAAUCAAUUUUGCAGGCAAUUUAGAAACAAUAGCUCACCAACAAUUUUUUCACAGGAUCAGUAUGCAGGCGUGCUUGCGCUUAUUUCUUCAGGUCUGUAUAAUCUUGUCAUACUCUUCAGUGUGUGGUAACUUCGGAUCCACCAUGCUUGCUGGUGGUAUAGAAAGUGUUUUGUUGGUGGAAACUCAA
Messenger RNA from Aegilops tauschii subsp. strangulata, 2968 nucleotides. RefSeq names its product transcription initiation factor TFIID subunit 4b. Gene Ontology annotation, molecular function: DNA binding; protein heterodimerization activity; RNA polymerase II general transcription initiation factor activity. Gene Ontology annotation, biological process: transcription initiation at RNA polymerase II promoter. NCBI's taxonomy places the organism in Eukaryota, Viridiplantae, Streptophyta, Magnoliopsida, Poales, Poaceae. Gene Ontology annotation, cellular component: transcription factor TFIID complex. The record is from RefSeq and is a predicted model, not a curated record.